Amyelois transitella is the source of this 1272-nucleotide messenger RNA. Its product is annotated as alpha-(1,3)-fucosyltransferase C. Gene Ontology annotation, molecular function: alpha-(1->3)-fucosyltransferase activity. The coding region runs from base 46 to 1260 and encodes 404 amino acids. Gene Ontology annotation, cellular component: membrane. NCBI's taxonomy places the organism in Eukaryota, Metazoa, Arthropoda, Insecta, Lepidoptera, Pyralidae. The record is from RefSeq and is a predicted model, not a curated record. The transcript has 2 exons.
GAGUUAACGAGCGCCCGCGCACUCGGUCUUGUGACGUAAGAAAACAUGAAACGGAAUGUGGUGAAAAUAUUCGUGUUUAUCAUUACAUUAUCACUUUUCUUGCUUUGGUAUAACGUUUAUAAUACAUCAAAAACUAAGUUAACCUUACAAUCGUUGGGAAUCAUCAAAAUGAUUCAAAAAUCGAAUGUGACUGAUUCACCUCGAAAAUUACUAAUCCUCAAAUACAUUCUUAUAUGGACAGAUCCAGAAUUAGUACCUGUUGUCUAUUUGAAUGGCGGACAAACGCGGUUUGAACAAAAUAAGUGUCCAUACACUAAUUGUUACGCUACAUCUAAUGCCAGUUUCUUGCAAGAUUAUUCCCAAUUCGACGUUGUAGUAUUCAACGGUCCCGAAGUGAUUUCCUGGCCUGCUAAUAUGUUACCAUCCAAGAGGUCUGAGAAUCAAAAAUAUGUGUUUGCAACAAUUGAAUCAUCUCACAAUUAUCCGUUGUGUUCUAAUAAAUUCGACGGCUACUUCAAUUGGACUUGGAGUUAUAGAUUAGACUCUGAAAGUAGAUGGGGAUAUAUAAUUGUUCGUAAUAGCAUGAACAGGAUAAUAGGACCUAAUAAAGUGAUGCACUGGUUGAAGUUAGGUGAGAUGAAACCAGUAUCAGAAGAAUUCAAAAAAAGUUUAAGGACGAAAACAAAGGCAGCUGCUUGGUUUGUUUCAAACUGUCUAACCCGAAGUAAACGAGAAUACUACGUAAAGAGCCUCAAAAAAGAAUUAAAAAAAUUUAAUUUGACUGUGGAUAUUUAUGGAGAAUGUGGAUUUUUAUCUUGUUCAAGAUCAUACGAUAGAAUAUGUGAAGAGAUUGUAAACACUCAUUAUUACUUCUAUUUAGCGUUCGAGAAUUCUUUUUCGGAAGAUUAUGUAACGGAAAAAUUAUUAAUUGCACUUCAAAACAAUGCCAUACCUGUUGUAUAUGGAGGAGCUAACUACACCAGGUUUAUGCCUGAUGGCAUAUAUUUAAAUGCAAGAGAGCUGGGCGUUGAGAAACUUGCACGAAAAAUGGACGACCUUAUAAGAGAUCCGGAAAUGUACGCAGAAUUUUUCAAAUGGAAAAAUCAUUAUACUUACCACAGAAAAAAUGAAAACAGAGAAACAGACGACUAUUGCAGCAUCUGUGCCUUACUGAAUAAUGAAGAAAUGAUGAAGAAGAAAUCGGUGUAUAAGAGAUUUAGGAAAUGGUGGGAUUCGUCAAGCACAAUGUGCGGGUCCUAAUCUAAAAAGCAA